Cooperia oncophora is the source of this 258-nucleotide messenger RNA. NCBI's taxonomy places the organism in Eukaryota, Metazoa, Nematoda, Chromadorea, Rhabditida, Trichostrongylidae. The record is from the annotation of a GenBank genome assembly.
AUGAACAGAUUCUUCCUAUUUUUGGUUCUCUGUCUUGUCGCCCUCGCCUGCGUCCAAGCUCAACGCCGUGAGAAAGUUGAACGAGUCCCAAUGUCCUUCCGUGGAGACAUAUGUGACAAGGUCUGCAGCAAACGUGAUGGCUGGGAACGAUGCGAAAAGGAGAAGAAGCGCGGUGAUUGGGAGGUAACAUGCACUGACACUCAGCGCAGCUCAGGACGAGGAGGAAAAGGAGGAAAAGGUGGACGCGGUCGUGAUUGA